UGAAUGGGUUGAUUGUAACAAGUCUGGCAGUUGGAGUAGAGGGUACCAGUACAGUAACCAUACAUUGGGUGGAUCCAUCCCCUGGGAGUGACCAGGUCAAUAGGUACGAGGUACACUGGACUCCACCAUUAUCUAACGGAACAGGAAACUACGAUGCUGGAAAGGCCACGUCAGUCAGACUGACAGGAUUUGUAUCAGGACAGCAGUAUACUUUCUACGUCAAAAGUAUUGAAACUGGAAGUCGUGCCACUCAACAGGAAGUACAGACAAGUGACAAAACUAUCACCAUUAAACCAUCUACACCAUCAGGGUUUACAGCGACAGAUGUAGACGGUCCUCAGAUAACAUUAUCCUGGAGCCUUCCUAGUGGUAUUAAAACUAGUUAUGACGUCACAACGACACCGGUACUUAGUCCCACCACCACAUCUACAGAAUCUAUAACCUAUACAGUUAAUGUACUAGACGGACAGCGAUACAACAUCUCUAUAACCACUGUCAGUGGUAGUGAGCGGAGUGAUCCUCUGUUAGCUACAUUCAGGACAGUAUCCAAAACUCCAAAUCCUCCUACGGGAGUUGGUUGUAACGUUAACCUCAUUACAGAUCAAACCAUCACUCUGACCUGGACAGCUCCAGUGUAUCCGAACGGAGACAUUCAACACUAUAUAGUCAACAGUAAUACAACUACUGCUAUGUUUCCCACGUCAACAAACCUGACUGAGUUUACGGUUGAUGGCCUAGUGCCAGAAACCAGUUAUGUAUUCAGUGUGGCUACAGUCAAUGAUGCAGUGAUGCCACAUUCCAACCUAAGUCAAUACAGCUCACAGAUGGGAUGCCCAACAAAAGCCGCUAUGUCAUUGAAGCCGAGCACCUUGGUUGUAUCACAGGAACAGAGUCGACAGUUUACCCUGAACUGGGCCAAGCCUACCGUUACCAAUGGUGAUCUUCGAGGAUACAGACUCACAGUGUUGGACGGGAGCACGUGUGUCCAGGAGGUCAUCUUUACGUGUACUACAUGUCCAGGGUAUAUGGCUUUCCCCUUUAAAUGCCAUGAAGCGGUCAGACAAACAGUGACAAUUCUACCUGCAGACUUAGAUAGUUACACCUACACUGUCGGGAACCUCCUACCAUAUAUCAACUACACAGCCAGUGUGGUAGCUGUUAAUGCAGCAGGAGACGGUCACCCUAACACACAAUAUGCCAUGACAGACCAGGAAGUUCCACAGCAUCCUACCACCUUGACAGCUACUGUUGUGAGUAGCACUAAAAUAAAUGUGAACUGGGACAUCAGUGAUCCAAAGCCUGGACCUACCACCUAUACAUUGUAUAUCAUAGCGGUAGCACCGGAGUCAAGUCGUACACAAACCAUACCAGGGUUCUCAGUCAGAUCAUACAAAGUGGUAGGACUACAGGAAUACAGAACUUACACGUUCAAUCUGACAGCCUCUACUGCAAAGGGGUUGGCUGUAUUUCAACAGGCACUGCCAUCUGCAAAAACACUUGCUGCAGCUCCAGGUGCAGUGAGUAACUUUAUGGUAGCUCGCCCCGAUGGACCGAAUUACACAACUGUGAGGGUAUCCUGGGAACUUCCAGCGGUAUUGGAGAGAAACAGUGACAUCAUCAAGUUCAUGUUCUUACACAACACUUCUGAAGGGAACUUAAAUGCUGUUCCAGAAGAAGUACCGAUAGAUACUAAUUUAAAUACUGUAAUAAGAAAUCUAGCAGUUUUACCACAUAAUACCUACUACAUUGAGGUGUAUGCUGUAGGUACUAACUCUAAUGGAGAUGUUUAUAAUGGGAUCAAAAGCAUCAAUACCUAUAUAGCCCCUGCAGGACUUGCAGCCCUGUCUGAGGUGUGUGGUAUUGGUUCCUCGCCUGUAGAUUGUCAGAACGUCGUUACAUCAUCUUGUACAGCCAGUAACACACAGGGAGUAACUGUGUGCAGGUGUAACCUGGGACACUUUGACAGUAAUGGUUACGACGUACCUGGUGGCACUUGUGUUUCAAUGAGCACUGUCAGGGUAAACGGUGUGACGUCAUCAGGUGCCGUUGACACUAGUACAGCAACAAUCAGCUGGGUCCCUCCGCCUGAUCAAAGCCACGUGUCGAGAUAUACGGUGGUGUGGCGAGUCAGUGGUUCGACUGCAAUAGAUGGAUCAUUCAAUGCUGGAAAGUCAAAAUAUGCUAGUAUAACCGGGCUGGAACACGACACCACAUACGUGUUUACUGUCAAAACUGUGGAAACCGGAAGUCGGAUUGAACCUCAGGAUAUCGAAUCUGACGCUUCCGUCACAAUUACGACGAACACGAGCAUCACACCCUGGGUAGCUGUCUUCGUCGUAGCACUUGUACUCAGCAUUCUCUUUUUCGUGACGUCAGUGUACUUUUGGAAUCGAUCCCGACGAACAGAAGGUAAAGCUACAGAUGAAUCUCAUUACGCAACGCCAUCAAGAAUAUACAACAACUCAGACAUGCAUCUCUAUAACCUCACAGCGGACGAAAGGCAGGUGAUACAGAAUGAACAAUCACAGACACAGACUGCAGACUACAAAAAUGUUAAUAUCUACGACACAGCCCCGUAAAUGAUUCGAUACAUCUGGUUUGCCACUAUUUCAACGAAAUGUUGUAACAGUAGAUACGUUUGUAGCUAUUUGCUACUUUGUACUGAGACUUCCAAGUACUGCAUAUCUAUUCAAAACUAUUUGUAGAACGGAAUCUCAUGUGUUAUGGUCACAUAAAAUAUAUUGUUGUCAAGUACUUGCAUUUCUUUUCACGACUCUAAACAAACCAGUAAACUACAUGGGUAUAGCAAUCAGAUGUUCAAUUUGUAAUUUUUUAACCAUAUUUAAAAUAAUCAAUGAAUGUCAGCUUGGGUUCUGUAAAAAAACGUAUAUUUAGGAUCUCGGAUCACUUUUGUUUUAAAAACCAUUAUUGAUAAAUAUACAAAACAAGAUACAAAAAAAAAGUUCUUUUUUAUAGCUAACAAUAUGUGAAACCUUAUGGUUGUUUUGAUAAUGUUUAAAGAACUUUUGAUAGGGACAUCAGUAUUCUGGUAUUGAACUUACACUUAUUUUCAACACAACAUAUACACAUUACUCAUAAAUAAACGAAUAAAUUACAUAAGGACACAAAAAGGUGGGUACCAAAAAAUCUCAAAUUUAUUCAUUUUAUACCUGAAAACGUAUGGAAGAUUAUGAUUUGUUAAUAGUAGAAACAUGUAAUGCCUGACGAAUGUAAUGAUAAUGUGCUGGUAUCCACUUCUAAAGUUUGACUUCAGGAGCAGUUUCGUAAACUGAAAGAAUAACUAUGAUCACUGGUGCCUAGAUAUCAAUACUCUUAAACACCAGAUAAUAAUAUAUAUUUAUAUUUCUACUGAACCUGGCUUCAAUAUACCUUGCCAAAGAGUUUGGGGUUUAUUUUUCCAUAAACUUUCCUGUUCGUGUAUUAAUAUGUCAGAAAAUGAAUGCGGGAAGUAGAAGUUUCCGAUUAAAAUAGCUCCUUAUUGACAUGUUACACUUUAUAUAUUUUUUAGCGUUGUAAUAAAUGCAAAACAGUUAUAAGUGUUACCAUGAAGACGACGCAACUAGGAGACCUCGGCACCCUUUGGAGUUUAAGACAUACAUAUGUUUGAUAUUUCGGAAAUGAUCACAAUAUUAUCAAAAUAACACUGAAUGUUAAUAUAUAAGGAUGUAAUCCUAUUUCUGAAUAUAAAUUAUAUAACAAAUUGAUAUUUUGUUAUCUAAAAUAUUAAUGUUAUCAAUAUAAUUUCCGAGUUUAUGGUAUCGGCAUCAUCUUUGCAGACGGAAAUACAUGUAAACUACAAAUAGUAGGAUUAUCGCCCUUGUAAUGGGUCACCGUUGUUGUCGGUACAAAUAUUCCCCAUAUUUAGUUGUUAAAAAUGUUAACUUUUGAAAUACUCAUUUUGUAUAAAUGAAUGCUGUUCUGAUCGCGUGUCUGUGAUUGAUAAGACAACGAUUGAUUUUGUUGGGACCAAAGUGGAUGAAACCCAAUCAAAUUAGUCAAUAUGUGUUAAUAGGUAUUAACAGGGGUCAUAUACGUGUACGGUUCCAUUGGGCUGGUUGAGAUAAGGAUUUCAAUAAGAUACCCCUCAACAAGGAGUUGCGCUUACUUACGCUGUGCAAAUAGCGUAAAUAAGUCUAACCCCUUGAGUAUCAGUGAUGAUUGAGAUAUGUUAUUGAACCCAUCUAGAUUUGGUGCUACACAUCAUUAUUCAUUAUAAACAAAUGUUCGUUAAAUGGAGAAGACUCGAGCGGAAUUUUCACAACUAAUUUUUGUAAUUUAACACCGAUUUACCGGAAAUUUCUUUGCUUUGAUAUUUAAUAUUUCAUUGUACUUUCAAUCAUGUUUUAUUAUCGCCAAUUGUGUUAAGUAACUAACUUACCAGCAUUUUAAUCAAUUGAAAUAUUUGUCUGGAAUUAUUAACCCUCAGGUAUAAAGUGGGAGGAUUUUUAAUUGUAGUGUCAGUGGUCACAGGAAGGACUACAGCGUUAAUAAACUCAGUUGUUUGUUAUACCUGAUUACUAAAGUAACAAACCGUAGUGUUCUUUCUGAUAAGAGAAAAAUUGUAGAGGUAAUACCAGAUUGGGAUUGACUUGUGAGGUGUCAGUCCAGAAUGGAGUAAAUAGUACUGUGGGCGUAAAAUGAGGAAAGUGACGAGAGCGACUUUUUUAUGUUCUGCUGGAUCAUUUUAUAAUCCCGACGUAAACGCAACUCCAUCACUGGAUACUAUUAACAUAAAGAACAUGUGUUAUUAUAACCUGGUGCAUUUUGAAGUUUGCUUUGUUUCAUCUGGUGUCAUUAUAUUAAUUGAAUUGUAUUUAUAAAAUGUAUAUUUGUUAACUGUACAAUUUAAUUUUGUGAUGUUGUGUUACAUUAAAAGAGGUUUAUAACAUUACUAUGCGGGGUCACACAAUAUCGUUUUCAUAAAGGAUUUCUGUAAUUACUUUACAGAGUUAUAAUGUUUUUUAUACAAUUUAUAAAAUCACUCCGCAGAGAAAACGAAAUUAAAUCAUUACUGUGCAUAUGUAUUGUGUUAUAUGUAUGCUGAACAAAAAAAGAAACGCACAUUUAAAUUAUGCAAUCAAUAGCCUAUGAU
This is a messenger RNA of Mizuhopecten yessoensis (Yesso scallop), 5113 nucleotides long. RefSeq names its product receptor-type tyrosine-protein phosphatase F-like. The annotation marks the transcript as partial. The transcript is spliced from 16 exons. Gene Ontology annotation, molecular function: protein binding. The record is from RefSeq and is a predicted model, not a curated record. Lineage: Eukaryota; Metazoa; Mollusca; Bivalvia; Pectinida; Pectinidae.